Messenger RNA from Grammomys surdaster, 961 nucleotides. RefSeq names its product nicotinamide N-methyltransferase (gene Nnmt). NCBI's taxonomy places the organism in Eukaryota, Metazoa, Chordata, Mammalia, Rodentia, Muridae. Bases 1 to 642 code for a protein of 213 amino acids. The record is from RefSeq and is a predicted model, not a curated record. Gene Ontology annotation, cellular component: cytosol. Gene Ontology annotation, molecular function: nicotinamide N-methyltransferase activity. The transcript is spliced from 3 exons.
AUGGUCCCUGUGGAUAGUAAGGUUUCCAGGCGAGUCUAUUUCCCAGUGGGUGUUAUCCGAAAUCCUCAAGGAGCCCUGAGGGGUAAUCUUUACACAGCUGCCUUGGCAACUGAGUUCACCUGUGUUUGCUGUGAGGCCAAGGACAAGCAGAGAUCUGGGGUCCCUGUAUCUAGAGCAGCAAGUGACUUCGGUUUGAAUCUGUUUUUCAGAACCAAGGGACCUGAGAAGGAGGAGAAGUUGAGGCGGGCAAUCAAGCAGGUGCUGAAGUGUGAUGUGACCCAGAGCCAGCCUCUGGGUGAGGUGUCUCUGCCUCCUGCUGACUGCCUACUCAGCACGCUGUGCCUGGAUGCUGCCUGCCCUGACCUCCCGGCCUAUCGUACUGCCCUCAGGAACCUGGGCAGCCUGCUCAAGCCAGGGGGCUUCCUGGUGAUGGUGGACGCCCUUAAGAGUAGCUACUACAUGAUUGGGGAGCAGAGGUUUUCCAGCCUUUCCCUGGGAUGGGAGGCUGUUCGGGAUGCCGUGGAAGAGGCCGGUUACAUCAUUGAGCAGUUUGAGGUGAUUUCUCAAAAUUACUCUUCUACCAUAUCCAAUAGUGAAGGACUCUUCUCCCUAGUGGGGCGAAAGCCAGACAGAUCUGAAUGACAUCCUGCGAUCCCAAUUAAAAGCUUGCUGGUUCAUUUCAGGCUGUAUGGCUCUGAACGCAGUGCUCACUGUGUGGUGUGGAAACUGAAUGGGCGUGGCUAGGCGGCGUGGUUCAGGGUUGGGUGGGCAGUCAUGGAUGAGCUCAUGGACCAUUUCUGUGUGUUCCAUGCACAUAUUAAGGCUACGGAACCCUUAGGGGAGUAACUGAGAAAUCUGGUCUCCUCUACCUAUACACACAAAAGAAGGCUUCACCACCACAAACAUGCAGUUACUGCCACACCUGUGAAUCGCACAUGAAUAAAGCUCACACCUGCCUGCC